AUGGUAUUACAAAACUCGACAUUCGAGAACAAAGACAUAAUGGAUAGGAGACGGGACCUACUCAUCAAAACAAAGACGAUGUUAUCAACGCUAAAGAACAGCCGGUCGAACAGCUUCGACGUGUCGAUACUGCACGACUGCGGCGAGAGCAAGCAGGUGGCAAACGCCGUGGCCGUUAUAACGAACAACAGCUGCAGCAAGGACGCGGUACCGGGAGGCGCCGCGUCGAUAAUAUCGCCCUCGUCGUGGUUUGCCAAGCGCCACCAGCCGAUGGCCAAGAAGCGCAACGGGGACGCGGCCACCUCGACCCUGCCCACGGCCCUGAGCUUCAAGUUCGACAAGACACGGGUCGUCAAGGCGGUCAGGGACAGCCUCCUGGCCAAGGCCACUUCGCCGACGAAGGACGGGGCGCGCAACAAGGUCGUCUGGGACGGCAGCAGCGGAACCAAAGUCGACGCGCAGGUAUUGGGCAACGCGAUCGAGGAGUUUUUGCGCAGCGGAGCUACGGGGGGUGAGUCCCCGGAGGGUAGCCAAGACAAAGCCGCGAUAUCACCAAACAGGUCCCGCGUUGGUUCCUGGUUCAACAGCGGCACGACGCAGGCUGGCACUGCUGCUGCCCCCUCCGCGGUCACGACGACGCCGACUUCGAUCGGCCACUAAUGCCCCGCCCCCCUUUUUUUCACAACUUGGUUCAUUUAUUUUACAAACCUUGGUUUUUCCGGAAACGAAUGAAAUUCAGAGUGUUGCGAGGGAUGUAGGGGGGAAAAAAAAAAUAUGCCUACAUCGUGAAACAUCCGAGAAUUUAAAAUAAUAGAGAUAAAAUCAA
Messenger RNA from Copidosoma floridanum, 826 nucleotides. RefSeq lists its product as uncharacterized. Lineage: Eukaryota; Metazoa; Arthropoda; Insecta; Hymenoptera; Encyrtidae. The record is from RefSeq and is a predicted model, not a curated record.